AUGGAGACCCGAGAAGGUGCUGAUGUUGUUAUACCUAGGGAAGUUGUUAAAAAGGUCCAGGAGAGAUUUGAUAAUGUCUUGUACGGCUACUUCUUAGGUAAUCGGCUACCUUUUCCGGUGGUAGAGUACUAUGCAAAAAAUGUAUGGUCGAAGUUUGGAUUUGAGAAGAUUAUGAUGAACUCCAACGGUUUCUUUUUCUUUAAGUUUGAUUCUCAGGAUGGUAUGCAGAAGGUGCUGGAAGGUGGCCCCUGGUUAAUCAGAAAAAUUCCAUUGUUUCUAAAUGUUUGGACGCCAUCGGCUACUCUAAAAAAGGAUGGUAUUAAAGCAGUCCCUGUGUGGGUGAAACUCCAUAAUGUUCCUAUCGCGGUGUAUACGGAUGAUGGAUUGAGCUUAUUGGCAUCUAAGAUUGGUGUGCCAAAACGUCUGGAUAGCUUCACGGCUGACAUGUGUGCUGACAAUUGGGGCCGUAGCAGUUUUGCUAGAGCUAUGGUAGAGAUUAACGCCGAUAAUGAGCUCAAGGAACAUAUUUUGAUUGCUAUCCCGAAACUAGACGAGGAGGGCUACAUUAUGGAACAAGUUGAUGAGGAGUACGAAUGGAAGCAACAACGGUGUUCGUUAUGCUGUAUUUUUGGUCACAAUGACCAUAAUUGUGCAAAGAAUACCAAUGCAAAGCUUAAGCAGGUAGUGGUGGAUGAGGAGGGCUUUGUUACGGAUAAAAGGAGACUAGCUAAGAUGGGUAAGAAACAAAAACCAAAAGUUAUUUACAAACCAAAGAUUAAAAGUCAGCAGCCAAGUACGUCGGGAACGAAGAAUGACACGGGAUCUUAUACUACAUCAGGUAAUGUGCAUGUUAAGAAUAACUUUGAUGUGCUGGCCAAAACGGAUGAAGAGAAGGUGGGAGAAAUCAAGAAUCCUAAGGCUAAUCCGAAUGAAGAUAAGGGAAAAUCAAGUCGGCUGGAUGACGAAGUGGAAGAAGUAAUUCCAACGGAGAUGUCAAACUUUAUGAGGAAUGCGAAUCAUGAUACACAAGCUGAGGGGGCAAGCACUCCCGGUCACAUCGGUUUGAAUGGAUAG
Molecule: messenger RNA, 1074 nt
Organism: Helianthus annuus (common sunflower)
Lineage: Eukaryota; Viridiplantae; Streptophyta; Magnoliopsida; Asterales; Asteraceae
Exons: 1
Coding region: 1-1074 (357 amino acids)
Source: RefSeq, a predicted model, not a curated record